AUGUCCGAGAUUGCUGAAAAGGUUGAGAAAUUGAACAUCAAGGCCGACGGAGCCAAGGAGAACGACAACAAAAACAAGAACAGGAAGGACAAGAAGAAGGACUCUGUGCAAUCAUCAGCUAGUCCCUUGUAUGCCGAUCCACAACCGGCGUUCCUCGAUGAGAGAAUCAAGUUAUUCGAGGAGUUGAAAGCGAAAUACGAUGCGGAAAUCGCUAGCAAGGAAAGAACUCCCAUCAAGAUUACUUUGAAAGAUGGUAGUGAGAAGGAAGGUGUCGCCUACGAGACUUCGCCCAUGGACAUCGCCAAGGCUAUCGGAAGCUCGUUUGCUGAUAGACAAGUCAUUGCCAAGGUCAAUGGACAGUUGUGGGACAUGCCCCGUCCUUUGGAAAGUGACGGUGUUACUUUGGAGUUUCUAGAUUUCGAGCACCCGGAAGGUAGGGCUGUGUUUUGGCACUCAUCGGCGCACAUUUUGGGUGAAUCGUGCGAAUGCCAUUAUGGCUGCCAUUUGUCUCAUGGACCUCCCACUGAUGAUGGUUUCUUUUACGAUAUGUCGAUUAACGAUGGCACCACCUUUGUGACCCAGGCCGAUUUUCCAAGCUUGGAAACCAUUGCUACUAAAGCCAUCAAGGAAAAGCAAAAGUUUGAAAGAUUGGAAAUGACCAAGGAGGAUUUAUUGAAGAUGUUCAAAUACAACAAGUACAAGGUCAAGUUCAUCAGUGACAAGAUCCCCGAUGGCACCUCGACUACCGUGUACAGAUGCGGUCCCUUGAUUGACUUGUGUGUCGGCCCCCAUAUCCCGCACUCGGGCAAAAUCAAAGCGUUCAAGGUGUUGAAAAAUUCGAGUUCGUAUUUCCUCGGUGAUGCAGCUAACGAUUCCUUGCAGAGAAUCUAUGGUGUCUCUUUCCCAGACAAGAAGCUCAUGACUGAGCAUUUGAAGUUUUUGGCCGAGGCAGCUGAGAGAGACCACAGAAAGAUUGGUAGGGAGCAGGAAUUGUUCAUCUUUAACGAGGUGUCGCCUGGUUCAGCCAUGUGGUUGCCUCACGGUACCAGAAUCUACAACACCCUCGUCGAGACUUUGAGAUACGAGUACAGGAAGCGCGGAUACGAAGAAGUCAUCACUCCCAACAUGUACUCGACUAAAUUGUGGGAGACUUCCGGCCACUGGCAAAACUAUAAGGAAAAUAUGUUUUCAUUUGAAGUGGAGAAGGAAACUUUUGGCUUGAAGCCCAUGAACUGCCCCGGACACUGCAUACUUUUCAAGUCAAGAGAGCGUUCUUACCGUGAGUUGCCCUGGCGUGUUGCCGACUUUGGUGUCAUUCACCGUAACGAGUUCUCGGGUGCAUUAUCGGGCUUGACCAGAGUGCGUCGAUUCCAACAAGAUGACGCCCACAUUUUCUGCACCGCUGACCAAAUCGGAACCGAGAUUGCGGGAGUUUUCGACUUGUUAAAGAAAAUGUACGGCAUCUUUGGUUUUGAGUUCAAGAUGGAGUUGUCCACGAGACCCGAGAAGUAUGUCGGUGACUUGGACACUUGGAACGCCGCCGAAAAGAAGUUGGAGGACGCGUUGGAUGCGUUCUUGGGCAAAGGAAAGUGGGAGUUGAACCCCGGUGACGGUGCAUUUUACGGACCCAAGAUCGACAUCUUGAUCAGCGACGCGUUAAAGAGAUGGUUCCAGUGCGCCACUAUCCAAUUGGACUUCCAACUUCCUUCUAGAUUCGAGUUGGAGUACAGAACCGACAACAACAACGCCUUGGAGCGUCCCGUGAUGAUCCACCGUGCCAUCUUGGGCUCGGUCGAGCGUAUGACUGCCAUUUUGACCGAGCACUACAAGGGUAAAUGGCCAUUCUGGUUGUCGCCCAGACAGAUAUUGAUUGUGCCCGUUAGCCCCAAAUACUACCAAUACGGUGAGAAAUUGCAGAAGCUUUUCAACAACGAGCACUUUUUCUACUGCGACAUUGACGUUAGUGGCAACACUUUGCCAAAGAAGGUGAGAAGUGGCCAGAUGUUGAAGUACAACUUUAUCUUUAUUGUUGGUGAGGCCGAGGAACAGAACUACGCUGUCAAUAUUAGAAACAGAGACAUUGCUGAAGAGCAAGGUAAGAAUGAAAUGAGUAAUGUUGAUGAAGUGAUUAAGCAGUUGAUUGCCUUGCGCGAUGAAAAGAGAAGCGAUAACAAAUUGUGA
Messenger RNA from Lodderomyces beijingensis, 2181 nucleotides. NCBI's taxonomy places the organism in Eukaryota, Fungi, Ascomycota, Pichiomycetes, Serinales, Debaryomycetaceae. The record is from the annotation of a GenBank genome assembly.